GUAUCGUAUCGUAUCGAAAUUCGUGUACCUAAAUAUAGCCGCCUAUUCGAAACAAAAAUUGAUAAAAAUGCGACGAAGUAUGGCUCCUAGCCAAAAUCGGGAAUUUAAAUUACAUCCAUGUUGCGAUUUUACACCACCCCUUCAAAACAAACGAAAACGUAGGUGUCCGGAGGAAAAUUUGGUAAAUAAAACUCGGAGUUCGCGCGUCGUGCCAAUAAGUGAAUAUGAACAAGCAAUUGCCAAGAUACUUUCGCGGCCAUUUAAAGUGCCUAUCGCUGACUAUGUGCCAGAUUACAAUGGUGGUAAUCGAUGCCUUGGGAUGCGGCGCAGCAAUGUACGAAAGGCAUUGCACGAUCCACAUGCGUGCAAUGCUUUGGUAUUGCAUAUUCCUCCCAAUUAUACAGAACAUCAACGCAUUACAUUGGAUGCUAACAAAAUACAAGUACAUGUAGUAGUUGAUCCACUACUAAGCAAUAUUCUGCGCCCACAUCAGCGCGAAGGGGUUCGUUUCAUGUACGAAUGCGUCCAAGGGCUUCGUGGUGUAUUCAAUGGCUGUAUUAUGGCCGAUGAAAUGGGUUUAGGGAAGACUUUACAAUGUGUAACACUAGUAUGGACGCUACUUCGACAGAGUCCUGACUGCAAGCCGACCAUUUCAAAGGUUAUCGUAGUGUCACCAUCAUCAUUGGUCAAAAACUGGGAAAAAGAGUUCACUAAAUGGUUGCAUGGGCGCUUACAUUGUCUUGCUAUUGAAGGUGGCGCAAAAGAAGACACAAUUCGUGCACUGGAACAGUUUGUGGUGGAUAGCGGACAACGCUGUGGUGCCCCAGUACUAUUGAUCAGCUAUGAAACCUUUCGCAUUUAUGCAAAUAUUCUAUGUCGUAAUGAAAUGGGCAUGGUUAUCUGUGAUGAAGGUCACCGCUUGAAAAAUAGUGAUAAUCUGACAUAUCAAGCUCUUAUGGGGUUGAAGACAAAGCGACGAAUUUUACUCUCUGGCACACCAAUACAGAACGAUCUAACUGAAUACUUUAGUUUAGUAAACUUCGUAAAUCCGGAAAUGUUGGGCUCAGCGACGGACUUCAAGCGAAAUUUUGAAAAUGCUAUACUACGUGGCCAAAACGCAGAUUCUACAGAUAAAGAACGCGAGCGAGCAGUAGAGAAAACACAGGAGCUAAUAGGUCUUGUGAAUCAAUGCAUCAUACGCCGCACGAAUCAGAUAUUAACAAAAUAUUUGCCUGUUAAGUUUGAAAUGGUAAUAUGUGCGAAACUUACUCAAAUGCAAAUGGAUUUGUAUAGAAACUUCAUAAAAUCAGAUAAAAUACGAAGAAGUCUUACAGAUUGCAAUGAAAAGACCUCUCUAACUGCUCUUGCCAACAUCACGACGAUGAAAAAACUGUGUAGUCACCCAGAUCUAAUUUACGAAAAGGUUUUGGCACGCGAGAAUGGUUUCGAAAACUCUCAAGAUUUCUUUCCUGCAAACUAUAAUCCAAAGGAGUUUAAUCCAGAAUUGAGUGGUAAAUUUAUGCUCCUGGACUUCAUGCUAGCGUCUAUACGCACAAACAGUGACGAUAAGGUAGUCCUUAUUUCGAACUAUACACAAACACUAGAGUUAUUCGAAAAACUUGCGCGUAAAAGAAGGUACACCUACGUUCGGCUUGAUGGUUCCAUGACCAUCAAGAAACGCAGCAAAGUUGUGGAUAAGUUCAACGAUCCGCUAUCCGAUUGUUUUCUCUUUAUGUUGAGUUCCAAGGCUGGUGGCUGUGGUUUGAAUUUAAUUGGCGCGAACCGUCUUUUCAUGUUCGAUCCAGAUUGGAAUCCGGCAAAUGAUGAGCAGGCAAUGGCUCGAGUUUGGCGGGAUGGACAAAGGAAACCAUGUUACAUAUAUCGUUUGGUUGCUACAGGCUCGAUUGAAGAAAAAAUACUACAACGACAAACUCACAAAAAAUCACUGUCAAGCACUAUAAUCGAUCAUAAUAAGAGUGACGAAAAGCAUUUCACACGUGACGAUCUGAAAGACCUAUUCCGAUAUGAAGAAGAUAUCCUUUCCGACACGCAUAUAAAAUUAAAAUGCAAACGCUGCGUAAAUAACAUACAAAUGCAACCACCUCCUGAGGAUAGUGAUUGUACAUCUCAUUUGUCGCAAUGGUAUCAUUGCUCGAACAAUAAAGGACUGUCGGACAGUACAUUAUCGCAGGCAUGGCUAACAAGUAAAUGUGUUUCUUUCGUUUUCCACCAUCGAUCGCAAAUUGAGGUACAGCCAAAGGAGGAAUCUACAGAUAAAGAAAGUAUGCAGGUCGAUUGUGGUAAGGAAAAUAUGAAUAAAAAACAUAGUAAGUGCAAAAAGGAUGUGGAUGACGACUACUCCGAUUAUGAACCAGAUGAUCCAGCUGAUAGUGAUUAUGAGUAGAUUUAUGACGCGUGUAUUUUGCUGCCCUAUUAGAAAUGGUUACUAUAAGUAGUACAAAUCCAUAGUUCAUAAACACUUGUAUAUCGUUACCUUAAUAUACAUAGAAAAGCCCUAUCUCACAUCGUCGCUGAAAUACAAAACGCAGUUUGAUUGAUUGUGAUACUUUAAUAAUUCGCGCAACACUGCUCGAACAAGGCCUUAGUUAUGGCUUUUUGCAUAUCAGCGACGAUGUGGGUAUACUAAGGUAACGAUAUGUACAUGUUCUGAACAGUUAAAACGUUCGCAAAGUUAUAUGUAAAGCCGAAUUUCAUUUUAAUAUAAUUUAGGCAGGUACUGCAAUUCACUCCGGAGUGAAUUUCAACCAAAGUCACUUUGAAUUCAAAUGAAUGGGAGGUGAAUUGCAGAACCUACUUCAUUAAACAUAUACAAAUAAUGAGGUAAGAAUGAUAGAAUACAAGAUUGCGCCGUCCUGGCGGCGACGACAUUUUUCAAGUAAAAGUAAACAAAGCCGAAUAGGAGGAUAGAACAAACUGUUAGAAGAGUAAAUUUUCUUAUAUUCAAAUUUUCGAUAGAAAACGUGGUUUAAUUGUGUUAAAUUGUAAAGAUAUAUCAUUUAUAAAAAUAAAAAUGGUAAAAAACGGCGGUUUUAGUGAAAAUAUUAAGGCCCCGCCAGAUAGAAAUUCUUUUCUGCGUCUUAUAUUCAAAUUUUCGAUAGAAAACGUGGUUUAAUUGUGUUAAAUUGUAGACAUAUGAUUUAUAAAAUUAAAAAAUAAAAAUGGUAGAAAACGGCGAUUUUUGUGAAAAUAUUAAGGCCCCGCCAGAUAGAAAACCUUUUCUGCGUCACAGGGAUGCUUUUAACUAACAUCCAAGUUAACUCUGUGAUUUUGAAUAGAAGACGCCACAUUGGGAAGACGUGCAUUGCCGCAACUGAUAAAAUUCGUCAUAUGCGGCAAAACAACAACAACAACAAAAAUGUAUGGAACGGAUGAUUUUUGACCAAUCAAAUUUAGUCAAAGCAUCUCUCUGGCACAGAAAACACUUUUUAUCUGGCGGGGCCUUUAGUGAAUUUCAAUGCAUUUAAAAUUUCUGAGGCGAUGUUUACUUUUACUUUUACUUGAAUUGUCAAAAUCGGCAAAACCAAUGUAGCGGUACGUCUGAUGGCUCUAACUUUGUUCUCUGCGUCGUGAUAAUAAGGUACACUUAUUGUAUAUGUAUGUAGGCCACCGAUGUUUCCGAAAUAAAAAUUUCUGUUCAGAUUACAUAGCUUAAUGCUAAAGCUGAAACAUUUUGGAGGUCAACUGUAAAUGCUGUAAAUACUUAAAAUGUAUGCAUGUAUGUAUAUGUUUACAUUUACAUGUAAUAUAAGUCAUAUUUCACUUGUAGUUAAAAUAAUGUUACUCUUCAAAGAGUCUUUCAAUGUUGCUGAAUUUAAUUUAUCUUCUCUGUGUGUUUAAUAAACA
Rhagoletis pomonella (apple maggot) is the source of this 3864-nucleotide messenger RNA. RefSeq names its product DNA repair and recombination protein RAD54-like (gene okr). Gene Ontology annotation, molecular function: DNA translocase activity; ATP binding; ATP-dependent chromatin remodeler activity. Gene Ontology annotation, biological process: double-strand break repair via synthesis-dependent strand annealing; reciprocal meiotic recombination. The coding region runs from base 68 to 2404 and encodes 778 amino acids. Lineage: Eukaryota; Metazoa; Arthropoda; Insecta; Diptera; Tephritidae. Gene Ontology annotation, cellular component: nucleus. The record is from RefSeq and is a predicted model, not a curated record. The transcript has 7 exons.